UGCGCCCUGAAAAGUGGAACCAUCGGCGAUUUUCUUCUGUCGUUUGGCAAGAUUUUUGCCGUUUAUUUGAGCUCGUAUGCAAUUUCGCAAUGCUCUAACGGAUAAAUAACCUAGUCGUGAUACAAUUUUGUACUAAUAGUGCGCUUUUCUGAGGAAUUUUGAGUGUCAUUUUUGCUGACGAAAGUUGAGAAAGUGUGGUCAGAUUUUUGGUGAAAGAAGAUGGCGGCCCCUCCUCCCAUGGCGCCUUUCAACAUGAACCAGGUUCAGUUCAGACCGCCUAUGGACAACAUGGGGAACGUACCCAUGUCUAACGUAGGGAUGGGACCAGACCCAGCCCACAACAAUGAACCCCUACAGUUCAACACCAGCAAAGGUAAACCACCCCAAGCUUCCCCAUCACCACCGGUGGAGGACAUGGAUCUCAGGCUACAGAAGAAAGGGAAGAAAGGCAAUGGGCAUCAUGGCAACAUGGCACCAGGAGAUAUGAUGGGACUGGACCCCAACCAGCUGAACAUGGGUAUGAUGGGGCAGGGCAUGAUGGGAGACUGGAACCAGGCAGCCUGGGGUUUGGGGAUGUUACACAGUCCCAACUCAGGGGGACCUGGUGGGAACAUGGGGCAAGGUGGCAUGGACCCUAACAUCAUGCAGGAAGGUAUGAACCAGUUUGGCAUGAUGGACCCCCAGUUUGCUGGCUUCAUGGGGGGUAUGAUGCCCCCACCCCCUCCUCCUGAUCUGCAGAGGGAGAUUAUUGAGCUGAAGAGUUGUACCUUGUUUCCACCCAUGCCAGGCAUGCCACCACCGACCACCCGCGAGCGCCCGCCAGGCUGUCGGACCGUGUUUGUCGGAGGCAUGCCGGAGAGCAUGACGGAGGACAUUAUUCAGGAGGUGUUUGAGCGCUGCGGAGGCAUCAUCAGCAUCCGUAUGAGCAAACGGAACUUCUGCCAUAUCCGCUUUGACGACCCAGGAGUUGUAGACAGGGCUAUAGCUUUAUCAGGUUAUAGAAUCCGCCUUGGCCAGAGCAGCGACCCAAUGAACAUGGGCCGCCUGCACGUGGACUACGCCCAGGCCCGUGACGACCAGUACGAGUGGGAGUGCAUCCAGCGCCGCAUGCAGCGAGAGGAGCGCCACAGACGCAGGGUGGAGGAGAUGAGGAUGAGGCCCCCCUCCCCACCCCCCGUCACACACUUCUCAGACCACGAGUGCCAGAUACUUGCUGACAAGCUGAAAGCCGAUGACACGUUCUCGCCGGCAACCCAACAACUCAUCACAUGGCUGGAGCGAGGUGACUGCAACAAACGCACUGCCAACAACUUCUACAGUAUGAUCCAGUCUGUCAACAGCCACGUGCGCCGCCUGAUGAACGAACGCCAACAGUAUGACGACGAGUUCGAAAACGCCCACAGGGUCCACAAGGGCCGCCUCACGGGCCUCCUGUUACAAUUUGAUCAGAUAGAGAAAGUGUUUGGAUCGUCCACUAAGCAGCGGGCUUGGGAUCAUUUCUCCAAGGCCCAGAGGAAGAACAUAGAGAUGUGGAAGAAGCAAGCUGAGGAGAUCCGCACCACCCAGCAAGAGGAGAUGAUGAGUGACAGGAAGGAGGAAGACAUGGAGCUGUCUGACACCGAGGAUGAACCCGGUGGCAUGAUGAUGAAACGCAGGAAGGUCGAAGCUGGUACAUUCUUUUCAUAUUUCCCACAAGCCCUGAAGGAAGAGAACGACAGUCUGAAGUGUCAGGUGGAGGCCUACAAGAACGAGCUGGAAGUGGUGAAGUCUGAAGCACAGUAUAGUCUGUCAGAGAGGGACAAACAGAUCCAACAGCUACAGAUGGCUCUACAGGGCAUGCAACAGCAACUCAUUGCUGCAAGGACAGAGAUGCAGGUAAAGAAGGAUGAAGAAGAGAAGAAGGAGGAAGAGGAGGCUAAAGCUGAGCCACCGAAGCCGUCAGCUUUGAUGCAGUGGCUGAAAUCAGCCAAUAAAGACAAGGCUUCCUUCGCUGCAGUCCCAGAUCCUGACAAGUCUCCAAAGAAGGAGAAGGAGUCCAGGGUCCAGAAACCUGCCAUGUUGGACCAGCAACAGGCACUGCUUGUCGGAGUGCUGUCUUCGUUCCUACACGUCCAUCCGUUUGGAGCUUCGGUAGAGUACAUGUGGUCGUACCUACAGAGACUGGAGCUCACCGUCAGCCCAGCUGAGUUAGAAGAGUUACUGAUCUCUCUUCCACGCUGCUUCUGUCAGGAGCUCUUUGGAAUCGGCGCCACUUUGGAAAAAAGAUGGAAAUUUACCGGCUUCGAAAAACCUCCACCACCAAAAGUAGUAGUGGAGGUCGAGGAGGAGAAAACUGUCCAGAAUGAAGCAGAGUGACUUUAUAGCUGAAUCGUCAACUUUUUUUGUCAUAAAGACUCCAAGAGUCAUGCAUAUAUUCUAUACAAUUUAUUGUAUGUAGACAAGUUUGUGAUCUGACAGAAAAGAGGCAAUAGCAAAGUUUUGCAAACUAGACAGAGGAGUAGAAAUUCACUGCCAAAAUAUGUGAAGGAGUUAGUUUCUAGGCAAAAUGGAACCUUCUUAUCAUCCCAUUGGAAGCCUUGAAUUGGUAGUUGGUGGUAGGAGGAAUUCUAGAAAGGGUUCAUGGGAUUUGGAAGUUUUCUGAUCAAGUUGAACAUGUACAUAGAAAAUCGAUCACAGGAAAAAGAAGCUCUGAGUACAUUGUAUUUGUUCGUUUGUUUAACACAAGCCAGUAUUGUUAUAUAUGUUUAUAGUAUACUGUACAUCAUAUGGCUGAUGAAUAUGGCAUGAUAAUGUAGCAUGGUGGUGUUCUCAAUAUUAGAAAUGAAUAUGCUUAAUUUACUUUAUUCAUGCCAAACAUUCCAUCAAGGGGAAAACUUAGAUUCUUUCAUUUCCGUAGCACUUUUAAUUAAGAGUGUAAAUCAACAUGUUUGAUUUGAAGUUUGAAA
Branchiostoma floridae (Florida lancelet) is the source of this 2945-nucleotide messenger RNA. Its product is annotated as ecto-NOX disulfide-thiol exchanger 2-like. The coding region runs from base 220 to 2355 and encodes 711 amino acids. NCBI's taxonomy places the organism in Eukaryota, Metazoa, Chordata, Leptocardii, Amphioxiformes, Branchiostomatidae. Gene Ontology annotation, cellular component: plasma membrane; external side of plasma membrane. Gene Ontology annotation, biological process: ultradian rhythm. The record is from RefSeq and is a predicted model, not a curated record. The transcript has 13 exons. Gene Ontology annotation, molecular function: RNA binding; protein-disulfide reductase activity.